Molecule: messenger RNA, 2265 nt
Organism: Xenia sp. Carnegie-2017
Lineage: Eukaryota; Metazoa; Cnidaria; Anthozoa; Malacalcyonacea; Xeniidae
Exons: 4
Coding region: 1-2265 (754 amino acids)
Source: RefSeq, a predicted model, not a curated record
AUGGAAAAUUUGAGAAAAAAGAAGCGCACACGAAACGGUCAUCGCGGGUUUGUAAAAUGGAUCCUCGCUGAAGUCGGAGAAAUGAUAGACAUUGCCCCACAAGAUAAACAGCUGAUACAGAACCGUAAAAUAACAAUAGAAGAUAAGCUGCAGGGUAUCCAGUCGCUUGUUAGUGAGAUAUUGCGUCUUUUAGAAGACAUUGAAGACUUGGAAGAAGACGUUCUUUUGAGUGAAAUCGAAGAAGCAGGGUUGUUGAGAACUAAAAUGAAGGAAUCGAUACGAAGGUUAGAAGAAGCGUUGAUACCUGUCGUAGAGUCUGAACACAACUCUGUACGAUCGAUUGAAGACGAACAAGCACUGAGUCGUCGAAAUGUUCGAGUGAAGCUUCUAAAAUUGGAGUUGCAGAAAUUUGACGGAAAGAUCGAGCAUUGGCAAGAGUUUUGGGACUCUUUUUGUAGCUCAGUCGACCAAAAUGCUGAAUUGUCUGACGUCGACAAGUUCUCCUAUCUUCGCGGCUUAUUGAAGGAUAAAGCGAAAGACUCAAUUUCUGGUUAUGCAUUGACGGCAGCAAUUUACGAGCUGCCUGAAACUGUUCGAUUGAAUCUUUUGCGUGGAAAGAGGCACGAAGAAUGGACGAUGGACGAGUUACAUGUGGAACUGUUAGCGGAAGUAGAACUGCGAGAAGAGCAUUCAAAGCCGAAGUUGCAGCAAAGGGACGACGGAGGUAAGGAAGAACAAGGAACUGCAGCAGCACUAACAACAAAAGCAGGAGACGAUCGUUGUGCUUUUUGUUUGGAAAGGCAUCCGCAUGAGAACUGUAAAAAAGUAAGGGGCAUUAUCUCUAAGAAUUGCCCAAAUAAGGUAAACUGUAAACAAUGUAACAUGGGUGGGCAUCACGUAUCCCUUUGUGAGUUAAAUACCCUAGUUGACUCUGGGAAUGUUGCGAGAAGUAAUGUGAGUCAAAAUUUGCAUGUCGGCUCCGAGUGUCGUGUUGUACUGCAUACUGCUCAAGGCUUGCUAAGGGGUGCUAAUCGGGAGGCACGCUUAAGAGUUAUGUUUGAUACUGGUAGUCAUAAAUCAUUUGUUAGGUCUAAGACGGUUAAGGCAGCGGGGUUACCUGUUAACAGGAAGGAAUGGCUUGAAAUUACAACGUUUGGGAAGGCGAUGAGGGAUAAUCAGCUACGAGAUGUUUUUGAGCUUGAGAUUGCACCUUUAAAAGGGUCGAAAUCGUUUAAAAUGGAAACGUUCGGUGUGGAAUCGAUAGCUCAAGUAGCAAAUGAGCACGUCGAAUUGCGUAGGGGGGAGUAUCCUCAUUUACGUGAUGUCUGGCUUUCAGAUGUGUCUAAGUCUAAAGAUGUGUUUGAGAUAUAUGUAUUAAUAGGUUCAGAUUAUAUUUGGCUCCUUCAAAAUGGAAAGACUGUGCGUGGAGAACCUAAUGAACCGGUUGCUGUAGACACAAGUUUGGGUUGGGUACUGUCAGGGCAGGAUAAGGGAUUGUGUGAAAGUGCACGAACGCAGCAGAUAUCAAGUCAAAUUGCCUUGGAAGGACGCCACAAUCCCUUGCCCUCAAACUACAACGUCAGUGUGAAACGUCUUAAAGGACAAUUGACGAAACUGAGACAAGACUCAAACACCUUAAACAAAUAUGAUAAGAUAAUCAAAGAGUUAGAAUCCGGAAUAAUAGAGAAAGUGGUUGAAUUAGAGAAACCAGGAAGAGUACAUUAUUUAGCACAACAUGCAAUUGUCAAAAAGGAAGCUAAAACUACCAAGGGUAGAGUGGUGUACGAUGCGUCUUGCAAGGAGAAUAAGAAUAGUGCGUCUUUGAAUGAUUGUUUGCAUGUCGAUCCGUCUUUGGCUCCUUUUCUUUUUGAUAUUUUGUUGCGCUUUAGGGAAAAGCGUGUUGCGCUUCUUGCGGAUAACGAAAAGACUUUUCUGAACGUUGAGGUCGCUAAAGAAGACCGCGAUGUUUUGCGAUUUUUGUGUGUAGGAGACGUAAGUUCUUGCACGAAUAGACCAAUGGUAUUCCGAUUCUGUCGAGUUGCAUUAGGCGUGAACUGUUCUCCAUUUCUUUUGAAUGCGACACUUCGUUACCAUUUUGAUAAAUUUGUUGAACGUGAUGGCGACUUUGUUCAGAAACUUAAAAAUAGUUUUUAUGUAGAUGAUCUUAUUUCGGGAGAUAAAACUGAAAACGAUGCGAUAACUUUAUUCAAAAUCGAAAAACGUGUUGUUAAAUGGAGGAUUUCGAUUGCGAAAAUGGUUGAGUAG